ACUAUAAAAACUGAAUUAAAUUCCUCAGUCAAAACCUCAAUCUAUGUAUACAAAGAAAGCAGCAUAAUUAUUUUCCAGCUUCAACUACCAUUUUCGUGUUGUCGUUAUCUUCAAAAUUCUCAAUUUUCUCAGUUCCCAUUUACCCAUUUUUUCUUCAAAUUCACUGAUUUAUAUAUUAUUCUUAAAUUUUAAUCAAUCUUAAAUUUUCAUGCCAAUUUUCAACAGUCAUGAAAAAAAGGGUACAAGAUCACCAACAGAGAAAUUGGGCUGAAUUGUGUUGUUUGGGUUGCUCAUCCAUACAGCUUUUCUGGGCAAGAGUUGUUGUGAGGAAAUGGCUUAAUAUUAGAAGCAAUGAAUCUGAUUAUAGUGCUGACCCUGAAGAAGAAGAAGAUGAUGAUGAUUAUGAUGAAGAUGAUGAUGAAGAAAAUGAAGAGUGCGGAAGACAGACACGGUUUAUGGAUGGAAGAGGUGUUGAAGCUCCAUCUGAAUUAAAUGACUUUGUUCCAAGGUUAAGGAAACAGAAGUCAUCAACUUAUAGAUCUCAGUAUAUAAACACAAAGGAACUGAGGGUAUGUGCUGCGACAUGGAAUGUUGGAGGAAAACUUCCAUCUGAUGACCUAGAUAUUGAUGAAUGGCUUGGUGUCAAUGAACCAGCUGACAUCUAUGUCCUCGGUCUUCAAGAGAUGGUACCCUUAAACGCUGGCAAUAUUUUUGGGUCUGAAGAUACUCGUCCUGUUCCAAAAUGGGAGAAUAUUAUUCGGGAAGCACUUAAUAGAGUCCGACCUUCAGUAACAAAGACAAAAUGCUUCAGCGAUCCUCCAUCUCCAUCAAAAUUUAAGCCAUCCGAUGAUGGCCCUGAUAUAGAAGAAGAAAUAUUAUUCGAAAGUGAUAGCGACAUUGGCGAAGAAAUCCAUCCUUUGGAUGAAGAACAUAAUAUUUGUGAUGGAAGUACUACUGACGAAAUCAUGAAUACAAGUUUAUUGGCUUCUGACGUUGCUGAUAGUGCCAAGUCCAGUGUGCCGAUUGCAAUUGAUUAUAGAAGACAGUUUUCUUUUCCGAAGUGGCAACAAAGUCCAGAAAACAUGGAUGCGUCAAUUUCCCAAAAGACCAAGAAACUAACCAGAAUGCUUAGUGGAUCCGAAAGGAUUGGUUUGAGCUGGCCGGAGCCUCCAUUACAUCUGCUAUCUCAGAGAGUUUUGGACAGACCGACUUCUUUUAAAUCAUUCAAAUCCUUUAAGUCAUUAAAAUCAUUCAACAGAUAUAGUUCUUUCAAGUCAGUUAUGGAUGUCCUGCCAGGAUUGGGUUUGCUUCCUGAAAUUGACCUUGAAGCUUUACUGAAGCGGAAAAAAAGAUCUCCAUAUGUAAGGAUUGUUAGCAAGCAAAUGGUCGGAAUUUUCAUCACCGUAUGGGUUCGUCGGAGCUUACGUAAACAUAUUCAUAAUUUAAAGGUUUCAACUUUAGGCGUUGGCAUUAUGGGAUAUAUUGGUAACAAGGGAUCAGUAUCUGUUAGCAUGUCCAUAUAUCAGACGCUUUUUUGUUUUAUAUGCGCUCACCUUACGUCUGGUGAAAAGGAAGCAGACGAGCUUAAACGAAAUGCUGAUGUUCAUGAAAUACUUCGCAGAACUCAUUUCCAUUCACCACCUUAUCUCGGACUUCCUAAAGGAAUCCUCGAUCACGAAAGAAUAAUUUGGUUGGGUGAUUUGAAUUUUCGUAUCAGCUUAUCUGAAGCGGAAACAAAAGCUCUUAUCUCGAAAAAUCAGUGGUCAAAAUUGGCUGAGAAAGAUCAGCUCGUGCGAGAACUCAAGAAUGGUGCAUUUGGAGGGUGGUCAGAAGGGAUAUUAAACUUCCCACCAACUUAUAAAUAUGAGGUUAAUUCAGAUAAGUACUAUGGCGACGAUCCCAAGGCUACAAAGCGUACACCGGCUACAAAGCGUACACCGGCAUGGUGUGAUCGUGUUCUUUCAUAUGGCAAGGGAAUGAGAUUACUGAGUUACAGAAGAACUGAGCUCAAACUGUCAGAUCACAGACCCGUGACUGCUACAUAUAUCGUUGAAGUUGAGGCGUUCUCACCUAAGAAGCUACAGCGAGCUCUAACAUUCACUAAUGCAGAGAUUGAAAAUGGAGAAGCCGUUACAAGUUUAAUUAGUUGGAAAUAGCUGCUUAAUUUGAACAGGAAUUUGUAAAGGAGAGUGAGUAUUUCCAGAUUAUCAAUUUCAAGGAGCAUCAGUGAUAGCUGCUGCAACUUCUAACACACAGAUUGCCAACCACUAAAUAUAGAUUUUUUUUUACCUCCACAUUUAAAGAGGAAAUAGUUUCAUUUUUUUGUCUUUCAGUAUCAUUGCAAUAGGAUUUAGAUUUAGCAUUUUGAAUGGUUGUGUCUUAUAUAUGUAUUUGUGUGAUUGAGGUGUGUAUUAUAUGUAAGAUCUUUAAAUGAGUGCUCAACAUGUUUAUAGAAAUAAAGGCUUGUUUUCAUGGCUAGUUCUGCACAAUUGAAAUAAAUCUUGCAUCAUGCACAAGUUACUAGUUUUCACUAUUGGAUCAAUAAAUUCUACUAUUGGAUCAAAUGAGAUACGGUGGAACUUAUGGAUCCAAUAGUUAAAAACAGUUGCGCAUGGUGCGAGACUAUUUUACUUGCGCAUACUAGACAAAA
This is a messenger RNA of Trifolium pratense (red clover), 2650 nucleotides long. Its product is annotated as type IV inositol polyphosphate 5-phosphatase 3-like. NCBI's taxonomy places the organism in Eukaryota, Viridiplantae, Streptophyta, Magnoliopsida, Fabales, Fabaceae. The transcript is spliced from 11 exons. Gene Ontology annotation, molecular function: inositol-polyphosphate 5-phosphatase activity; phosphatidylinositol-3,4,5-trisphosphate 5-phosphatase activity; phosphatidylinositol-4,5-bisphosphate 5-phosphatase activity. The record is from RefSeq and is a predicted model, not a curated record. Gene Ontology annotation, biological process: phosphatidylinositol dephosphorylation. The coding region runs from base 228 to 2156 and encodes 642 amino acids.